GGUCGGUCUAUUUACUUGCCGACACGACUCUUAUCAAACUGAUAGACGUAGAAUCGAAGGAACACUCGGAAGUAACUUGUACGUUUGAUAGGAAUGCUCUCGAAGGAAUCAAAAUAACUUCGGAUAGUUUAAUCUUACGUACGUGUUUGACAAUUGUAAUAAUCGAAACACAUUCGUUUUACAAAAAAUAUGAUCAGGUUAUGAACACUACGGUAAUUGAAUAAUGAAACAGAGAAUAUGUUGGCUUCUUUAUCGGAAAGCCACGAGCUGUGUACGAAACAUACACCAAACUCCUGAAAAUACUGUGUACGUUUACUAUAUUUACUCCGUAACAAAUCAACCGCAACGUUCCAGAACAUCAAAGUCAAUCUCGUAUGGCAGCAUCAUAAGCUACGUUGAAAACACGUGCUAUAAUGACGUAAUUGUUUUAAUUUCGGCUAUUUAUGAACGUGGUCCAAUGUACAUAGCGGUGUAAAUAACCCUUUCGUUGCGGCGUUCUUUGGAGGAGUGAAUCUAGAGAUCGAAUGAUCGGCAUUCAAACAGUAUUUUUCAUAAACAACUGAGACUUGACACACGAAAGACUUUUCGAUUCAUGUUUAAGUUCUUUUGAAGUUUGUUAGUACUGUGCCACAGCCAAAUUCUUUCAUUUAUUAGUUUCAUUUAUUAAUACGCUUGAAGGGCUCUCUUGCAAAACGAAAGAAGGUUCCUUGCACGGCAAUUAAAUUACACAGCGUGAAAUUCGGCAAAUCUGUGAUUCCAUAAUCGGUAUCUGGGUCAACGUCAAGGUGCCUUCUGCCCAAUGAUACCGUGGGCCAAGUUUGAAGGUCGACGCUCCAAAAACGGUGCGACGUAGCGCCAAGGCCUACUUUCGUGUAUCCCCUUUAACGGCUCGAUGUCGCUAUGCAAACGUGAUAACGCACAAACCUGUUUGAAACGCGACCACAGACUAGCUCAACGGAGGCGAAACUCUUGUCAGAAGAAAAUUUAGAAUUUCUAUCUUACCUGUUAAUAAUUUUGUUCAGCACGAAUAUAAAUCACAAAUACAAAUCUGGAAGUAGCAUUGCUCUAUCAACCUCUAUCUAGAAAUUUGGCUACUGGUUACUUAUAGACUUUCUAUAGUUAACGAAUAUGGUACACAAACCCAUUUAAGUAAAUAACGAAGAAAAACGUAAUUCGCCAAAUAAAUAACAAAGUAUCUCUAUUAAAUUAAGCACACAUCCAUAAAGGUCAUUGAACAGAAUGAAAUAUGUACUCAGAACCGUCUAAGGUAAAUAUUCAACUUGCGAAAAUUCGCAAGUCCAUCGGAAGGUUAACGUACAGGACGCGUCUUUGAGUGAUCAUCCUCGCUUGUUGUUUAUCAAAUGCGAGAGUGAGUCAGAGUGUCCUUUCUCUGUCUCUCGAACGUUUAAAGUAUACUCUGUCAUUAUCAUGCGUAGGGAGUGUGCGCAACGGACGUGAGCUCUUAGUGUAUAGGAAACACGUUAUCGAACAGUCGUGUCUCGCUUCUCCGUUGUCGAAGGGAGUCAAAAGACCUUUGUACGCGAAUAAGAAACGUUAUGGACCUAACGCGUUACAGGAUGAACGAAUGUUUUGUUCUAGUAGACCCAACGCGUUGUUAGACGGCAGAUCAUGUUGAUCGGCGCAUUCGCUCAACGCCCAACGUGUAACCGCGCCGACAUUUUGUUAAAAGAUCGGGUGGAUUCGAAGGUGGUCGGGACUUGGCGUCACAGGUCCGAUGGUGCAGCCAGUAAGUGAUAAGCAAUCAUCGGAAGGAAUCGUUUGAGGACAUUGUCAGCAUUAGGUUACUUCUACAAAAUGGACGAAACAAUCGAGGCAACGAAUAAACGGGAAAGUCGCGAUAAAAUUAAGAAAAGAACGAUUUCCAUAGAGCAGAAGUUGGAUAUCGCUGUGAAAUUAGAGAACGGAGUACCCGUACAACAAUUAAGUUUCGAAUACGGUAUCCACCCUGCGACUGUCCGUCGGAUUCGACGAAAAAUUUCGAUCUUGCGCUGUUACAGCACCCAAGGUAUCCACGCUCGGAAAAGAAAAAGAAUACGAAAACCGCCGCACCACGAAUUGGAAAAGCGCCUUAACGCGUGGUACUUGGAAAGAAGAGCGUUAGGAGAGACAGCCACCGACCAGAUACUGCAUACGAAAGCCCAGGAAUUGAUUCAACAGUUUGCAGAAACGCCACAAUUCAAGGCUAGUAUAGGGUGGUUGGCGAAAUUCAAAAAACGAUACAACAUCCGUCUAGCGUGCACUAAAACUAAACGAAAACCACAAAAGGAUAUGGCGGGUGUCGAGGAAUACCCGUCGUUUUUUACUUGCAAAGUGGAAAAAGAGAACCUCGCGUACGAAAACGCGUACGCCAUUGAUGAAACUAGUCCUACCUGGAGUAAGAUUGAGUUUGAGGAUGACACGUAUGAAAAGUGUCAGGAAGAGAAUGAAGAAGAACAGGAAAGACCACCGGAAAACGUACAAAAAGAGCCAAUUGCAUUCGUACAAGAACCACUAGGAAACGUAAAAGAAGAUUCACUGGAAAACGAACAGAAAGGGUCAUUUAAGUUCGUACAAGAAUCGCUAGAGAACGCGCAAGGAGAGUCCCAGGCAGAUUUACGAAGAGAAGAAUUAGAGAAAGCAUUCGGCAUAAUAGCGAAGUACUCGGAACACGAGUCCCAAUUCAUUCAACUAACGAUUAGAAAUUUACAAGAGCAUUUCCUGAGAAGACAAGAUUAAUAAAUCUAUGAAUCUAGAAUUAAAAAGUCAACCAUAGUGUAUACUACAAAAAAGGGUAUUUACACCUUGUUCGCAGUCAACGUAUUAAGUAAGAAUGGGAAUCCUGGAUACACGUCGGUCAGAUCAUAGCUAGAGCACAAUGAACAACUAUUCUUACGGAUGGAAACAGGAGGUGAUUGAACCAGAAUUUGUACGACAGGAAACAAAGAAGGUGGAAUUAGGAGAAAAAGGAUCCGGAUUCAGACCACGAGCAGCCGUCCAGGACUUUAGCACUCUCAAGCAAGAAUGUUUGUCAAUGGGCAGACUCUUCGAAGAUCCCGAAUUCCCACCAGUGGACUCUUCUUUAUUUUUCUCGAAACGACCUGAUAGAUACAUAGAAUGGAAACGUCCAAUGGAAAUCGCGGACAACCCGCAACUGUUCGUGGAGGGUUUCUCCAGAUUCGAUGUUCAACAGGGUGAAUUAGGAGACUGUUGGUUGCUGGCCGCAGUUGCGAAUCUUACUAUGGACUCUAAUUUAUUUUUUCAAGUAGUGCCAGAAGACCAGAGUUUCGAAGAGAAUUACGCCGGCAUCUUCCAUUUCAGGUUUUGGCAGUAUGGCAGAUGGGUUGAUGUAGUAAUCGACGACAGAUUACCGACCUAUCGUGGCGAAUUAAUGUACCUACGUUCAGCGGAAAGCAACGAGUUUUGGAGUGCUCUGCUAGAAAAAGCUUAUGCGAAACUUCACGGUUCCUACGAGGCGCUGAAAGGUGGAUCCACUUGCGAGGCCAUGGAAGAUUUCACGGGCGGUGUAACGGAAAUGUACCAAAUGGAGGAAACACCUCCGAAUCUGUUUAAUAUUCUGCUAAAAGCUUUCGAAAGAAACUCGUUAAUGGGCUGUUCGAUAGAGCCUGAUCCAAACAUACUGGAAGCAGAGACGCCUCAAGGACUGAUCAGAGGUCAUGCUUAUAGUAUUACUCGCGUGAAAUACGUAGAAAUUGAAAUGCCAAAUCGGGUAGGAAGGAUACCCUUACUUAGGCUUAGGAACCCUUGGGGAAACGAAGCGGAGUGGAAUGGUCCGUGGAGCGAUCAAUCACCCGAAUGGAGAUUUAUUCCCGAUCACGAGAAGGAAGAGCUAGGUUUGACCUUCGACAUGGACGGUGAAUUUUGGAUGUCGUUUCAAGAUUUCACUCAAUACUUCACCCAACUAGAAAUAUGCAAUUUAAAUCCAGACUCGUUGACCGAGGACGAUUUAAACGCUGGUAAGAAGAAAUGGGAGAUGAGUGUGUUCGAAGGCGAAUGGGUGCGAGGCGUUACAGCUGGGGGCUGUAGGAACUUCCUAGAAACUUUUUGGCACAACCCUCAAUAUCGUAUUACGCUGGAGUAUCCGGAUGAGGACGACGAUAAGUGUACAGUAAUCGUGGCGUUAAUGCAGAAGAACAGGCGAGCACAGAGAAGAAUGGGCGCAGAGUGUCUAACUAUUGGAUUCGCAAUAUACAGCUUGGAGAAUCCUGCACGACUACCCAAACCGUUAGACAUCAAUUUCUUCAAAUACAAUGCAUCCGUCGCGAGGUCGCCGGCAUUUAUAAAUUUGCGAGAAGUCACGUGUCGUUUCAAACUACCACCUGGCGUGUAUUGUAUAGUUCCGAGUACGUUUGAUCCUAACGAGGAGGGUGAAUUUCUACUUCGAAUAUUCUCUGAAAAUCAGAAUAACAUGGAGGAGAAUGACGAAGAAGUCGGUAUUGGUGAAGUUGAUGAUAGGGUGCUUCACCCUAAAGGUGAUAACGAGCACGGAGAUGGAGAUAAGGUUCGAGAAGAACCGGAACCAGACCGAAAUGAAGAUAAAGUUCGAGAGUUCUUCAAAAAACUCGCUGGUGACGACAUGGAAGUAGAUUGGAUGGAACUGAAGGAAAUCUUAGAUUUUGCAAUGAGAAAAGAACUACCACAGUCGUCGGGUCGUAGUGAGGCUCAUGUCACUGAAACCGUACAAGGAAAUGGUUCGUUUAUCGACACUAUCAUCUCACUGCUGUGCGGCAUUGUUUGUAAUAAUGAACAGUACAAUAAGUCCGUAGAAACACGCGAUAAAGGAUUCAGUAAGGACGUGUGCCGUAGCAUGGUUGCUAUGCUAGAUGUAGAUCAUUCAGGGAAACUCGGAUUCGAAGAAUUCAGAACUUUGUGGAACGAUAUAAGGAAAUGGAGGGCGGUUUAUAAAUUAUACGACAAAGACGAUUCAGGAUUCUUAAGUGCGUUUGAACUACGACAAGCGUUAAAUAGCGCUGGUUACCGACUUAAUAAUCAUAUUCUCAACAUUUUGGUACACCGUUAUGGAACGAAAGACGGCAUGAUCACGUUCGACGACUAUAUAAUGUGCGCUGUGCGACUCAAAACAAUGAUAGACAUUUUCAGAGAACGAGAUCCGGAUUUAACUAAUACCGCAACGUUUACAAUGGAGGAGUGGAUAGAGAAAACCUUAUACUCGUAAUCUAAUCCGUGUGUCAAAAAUGUUGAUAAAGAAAGAUAAAUACGUCAGUGCCGUUCGUAUCGUCCUUGUUAUCUGUAGACUAUUUCUUCUAUCAUGAAAAACUUGACGAAUUUAAACUCUACCCGGACCGAACAACUCUUUUUUUAUAUUCAAUUUCCAUGUAACUCGUUUAAGUACACAGUAUCCCACAAUUGGUGAUGCAAUGGAACAAAAGAUGAUCCUUUUUCUAAUGACUUGAUUAAUUUUUUAAGUGUAUCAAAGAAAUAGACAAUGUAAAAUAUAGAAGUAAAAGACAAAAAUAAUAUCAGUUAGUUUUACUACAAAAACAUCUUAUUUUUCCAAAAAAAAUCACUUUGCACCACGUAUUUUGGGAUAUUAUUUACAGAUGAACCGAGGACUUCAUGGAAGAAAAGUAGAAGAAAUGAUCAAGAAUGUAUCUACGUUCUCAUUGAGAAAUUACAAAUAGAAAUCGUACCAUUUAUAGUAAUUUGUCUUUUGCAUUUGUAUUGGUACUAUUAUAUACGUAGGCAAAAACGUGGUUUUACGUGCCUUAAGAUAACUUUGACAGAAUCAUAAUUUUAUACAGAAAGUUCUUCUAUGAAACAUGUAAAUGAUUUAAGGAAAAUUGACGGCCUUCCUUGUUAUGUAAGAUAUACAUAUAUACGAAAAUUGUAUAAGUUAAGUAUCCAUCUGAACUGUAUUCAAAAUAAAAUUCUAUUAUUUUGCA
This is a messenger RNA of Hylaeus anthracinus, 5921 nucleotides long. RefSeq names its product calpain-A-like (gene Calpb). The transcript is spliced from 16 exons. Lineage: Eukaryota; Metazoa; Arthropoda; Insecta; Hymenoptera; Colletidae. Gene Ontology annotation, molecular function: calcium-dependent cysteine-type endopeptidase activity; calcium ion binding. The record is from RefSeq and is a predicted model, not a curated record. Bases 2876 to 5194 code for a protein of 772 amino acids. Gene Ontology annotation, biological process: proteolysis. Gene Ontology annotation, cellular component: cytoplasm.